AUGGUACUUUUGCCGUCGAAUCAGAAGGAAUUCGCUGAUCCAACAUACUGGAAGAAGUUCUUCGAGAAGUGCGACAAUUCUGUGUUCGAAUGGUAUGGCGAGUACAUGAGUUUGGCGCCAAUACUUGAGAGUUAUAUCAAGCCGAACUUUAAGAUUCUUCAGGUUGGAUGUGGUAACUCGAAUUUGGCAGAACAAGUAAGUUUUUUUGUCUUUUUUGUUGGUUUUUAGGUACAAUUCGAGGAAUGUGUCAUAACUCUGUCAAAAGUUAGCGAAAUUUAAAAAAAAAUUUGUUAAGUAGCUUGCUUGUAGUUUUUUAAAGGACUGAAGUUAUAAUUUUUUAGUUAUUCGACAAUGGGUUCCGAAAUGUGACGAGUAUUGAUAUUGAUAACAAAGUGAUUCAAAAACAGAUCAAACGGAAUGAAAGCCGAUCAGGAUUGGAGUUCAAAGUUGCUUCUGUAACUAAAGUAAGUAUAGUUGUUUAAAGUAGGUACUAUUUUCUAUCUUUAAUCACCUAAUUUUUUAUUUUCUAUAUUAAUAUAAGUGAAAAAGCUCUUCUUUGCUAACUUUUUAAUUUCAGACUGACUUUGAAGACGAAACUUUUAACACAGUGCUCGACAAAGGUACCUUGGACGCUUUGCUACCUCCAGAAGCUGAUGCCGACACAGAAAAAGUUGUGACCGAGAUGUUCAAUGAAAUCGACCGUGUGUUAACCAACCUUGGACGUUAUAUUGUUGUAACCUUGGCUCAAGAACACAUUGUACGUAAAGUUUUGCAACAUUUCUACGACUCACAAAGAUUUAUUGUUCGAGUACAUCGUGUUGAAUCGAAUCGUCAAUUCUCCAUGCCGGUAUUUGUAUUUGUUUUCACUAAACUGAAGGGUCAGAUGAAGACUGCCAUUGAAUAUGUGAACUCAGCGAACCGAAUUGAGAGAAUAGAAGAAGUUGAUGCUUUGAUGACAAACUUGACUGGAGAACGAGAAUUUGCUUGGUUAUUCCAUCAGACUUCUGGGUAAGGGGGAAGUUAAAAGUUUUGUUAUAAAGGGCAUAUUAAGGAUAAUAUAACUUCUUUUGUCCAGAACUUUUUUAGUGUAAGUAUAGAGAGUUGACACUUUUAGGAAUUAUAGGUUUUUUUAUUUUGUUAUCAUGGCUAAAAAUGGCAGUUCUUCAAAUUUUUAAGUUAUGUUAAUUUUUGAUUUAAAAACGCCGAAGGUUUAUCUCGUUUUUGAUUUUAAAAUUAUUUCAUUGACAUUAUUUUAGCUGUUUACGUGAAGAAGUCUCCCUAACUCUGAACGAUUUGACCGGAAAACCUCGAUACUCAUUCACGAUCUUGGACGAUCCUUCCUUAACAACCCUUCUUACUUACGGUGUCUUUGUAGCUCCCGUAGGUCACGAAACGGACUGGCUUUUCUCAACCCCAAAAGGUCGUGCCACUCUUCGUAAACAAUGUUGUCGACACAGGCUUCUUUUGGUCAGACUAAUGCCAAACCAGGUCUACCUAUCCAUCAAUCAUAUUGAACUGGAAAUUACUGAUCUUGCUCAACGAUUGGCACCACCCUACUUUGGCCAAAAAUCGAUUGAAUUCUUAUCUUUGGGUCGAAUGGAAUCAAUGGAAACCAUCGCUUCAGGAGAGUCACCGGUCAACGGAAAAUGGACAGUAGAGCACGUUAAAGGUAUCGAAGACAAGGUCUACCGACGCCUCAUCUUCCUCAACUCGAGCAGUUUGAUUCAAUCCGAAGUGGAGAUGACUCAAACCAAAAACAAGCUCAAAAUGAACGACGACUACCUCUCCUGUGACCAUCAUCGCUCCAUGAUCACGGCCCUUCAAUUCAUCGCCGGAGACUUGGAUUCAGCCAUUGCCAAGUCAGAAAACUACAGAUUCUGUGUGUUAGGAUUGGGAGGAGGAUUGUUGGCCAAGUUUUUGCACAAAAAGUUGCCGAAAUGCAAAGUUGUGGGUAUUGAAUACGAUCCAGCUGUGGUGAAGAUCGCCAAAGGACAGUUUGCGUUGCCAACUGAUGACAGAGUUGAGGUUAAAGUGUGUGAUGCCUAUGAUUAUAUGCUGGAGACUAGUGAGAAGUCGGGUAAGAGGUUAAUUUAAGAUUUUGAGGUUGAUGGAACUUGGAGUUAGGGGGUUGAAAUGAUUUUUUUUUGGUUUUAUUGCUAGAUAUUGCGGUUAGAAAGGCACUUUUCGAUUUAAAAUUGCGGUUUUUGAAUAGAAAUGAGUAUUUUUAAAGAUACAUGAGCAAUAUUAAGGGUGAAAAAGGGGUUUCUGUGGUUUUAUUGGGUUUAGAAUGGCAUUCUUUUUAAAUUGAGAGGUGAUGGUGAAGAUAUGUAGAAUGGCAAAAAUUUUGGUUAUCAGGGUAAAAUUUGAUGAAAUUUAAAGAUAUUUUGCUAUAAAAGGUAGUUUUAUGUCUACUUUUUGUUAUUGUUUUAUAAAGCCUUUAACAAAUGGAUAUUAUACUAAAAUGAUCAAUUAUAACAUGCUUGGUCAUUUCAGACGAAGAAAAAUUUGAUGUAGUAUUCAUGGAUUUGGCCACAAGUGAAAGCGACAUCGAUGGUCUAGCUUGUCCACCAUCUAAGUUCGCGACUCCAGAAGCUAUCGAACUGGCCAAGAAAUGCCUAAAACCGAAAGGAGUCUUCACCAUGAACUUGGUGACCAGAGAUGACGAGAUUGUGAAUAGAGUCAAGAAUGACACGGUCAAAGUGUUCCCGCACGCUCAUGUCAUCAAUGAGGAGGAGGAUGUGAACGAAGUGCUGGUCUGUCCACUUCAUUUCGAUAAGAACGUGCUCAAGAAGUUGCCCAAAGAUCAACUGGAACGAUGGAUCGUGAGCUACACGAACAUGCUACAGAAGCUACAACCAAUCGCGACCAAGAACAAGAAAUAA
Molecule: messenger RNA, 2882 nt
Organism: Bursaphelenchus okinawaensis
Lineage: Eukaryota; Metazoa; Nematoda; Chromadorea; Rhabditida; Aphelenchoididae
Source: the annotation of a GenBank genome assembly